Paramisgurnus dabryanus is the source of this 1325-nucleotide messenger RNA. Its product is annotated as SH3 domain-binding glutamic acid-rich-like protein 3. The record is from RefSeq and is a predicted model, not a curated record. NCBI's taxonomy places the organism in Eukaryota, Metazoa, Chordata, Actinopteri, Cypriniformes, Cobitidae. Gene Ontology annotation, cellular component: cytoplasm.
CCUGGUCUUUGAGUUGGCAGUGUGCGGUUUUCUUACACAUCCAGACAGCUUUUAUAAACCCUAAUCUACUUCAUUCAUCGGUUAUAAUCUCAACAAACUAGGAUUUUAAAGAUGACCAUCACAAUCUAUUUCACCAGUGUUAGUGGCUCUAGAGAGGUGAAGCAACAGCAGACUCAGAUUUUUGAUUACCUGGAUGCUAAGCAGAUCAAGUACUUCACUGUCGACAUUUCACAGAGUCCAGAAAACAAAGAGCAGAUGAGAAAGAAAGUGGGAAACCCAACAGCGAUGCCCCCUCAGGUCUUUAAUGGAGACAAAUACUGCGGGGACUUUCAGAAGUUCUUCCAGGCAAUUGAAGACGAGAAGCCAGAAGCAUUUUUCAAACUUUGAGUUUGAACCGGGACUCCUCAUUUCUCAAAUGCUUGUAUUUUUAGGUGGAAUGUAAAAAAAACAUAUUGCUCAGCAUUAAAUUAAUAAAGAUUGUCUAUUAAAGGGGACAUACCAUGAAAAUCUGACUUUCUCCAUGUUUAAGUGCUAUAAUUGGGUCACCAGUGCUUCUAUCAAACUAGAAAAUGUAAAAAAAGAUCAACCCAGUAACUUAGUUUUAGUAAACCUUUCUCUGCAAUCAUGUGAAAAAUAGGUCAUUGAAAUUUGUCUCCCCUUGUGAUGUCAGAAGGGGAUAAUACCGCCCCUUAAUCUGCACUAUCCAACAAUGGCACUGCCAUUUAGUGCAGAGAGAAACUGAGAGAAAAAAUAAUAGAGAGCACAGUUGUUUUGAUUUCAACAAACCACCAUCAUUGCGAUCAAUGUUUGCAUUUCAUCAGCUGAUGCAUUUUAAAGGACACACCCAAAACCUCACAUUUUUGCUCGCACCAACAAAGUGGCAAUUUUAACAUGCUAUAUGUAUGCUAUAAAUGAUCUAUAUGGUAUUUUGUGCAAAAACUUCAGAUAUGUGCUCUGGGAACACCAAAGUCUUAAAAAAGUCUUGUGAAAUGUCCCCUUUAAACAUGUCUAUGCUAAUGGAAUGAUACAUCUGGAUCACAAGUCAAAAAAUAUUAAUAAAAAUACAUGUUCAGGCAUGAUUACAUAUCAAAUCAUUUGAUUUUGAAAUAGAUGUUGGGUUGGGUGAUAAAUAAAGCAGACUAUUUGUUGUUUAGCCAGUAGGGGGCAGUAAUGUCUCAAUUUUAACACCUUAGGUCAUCUACUUUACACCUAACACCUUUAAUUUCAUGUCACAGAUACAAAUAAAUAUACUGUCCAUGUUAUUUUGCAUUUUGAAUUGUUCUGCAUUCACCCUCUUUACUGUUAUUAAAAGCAUACGCAACAAG